Molecule: messenger RNA, 2644 nt
Organism: Aspergillus brunneoviolaceus CBS 621.78
Lineage: Eukaryota; Fungi; Ascomycota; Eurotiomycetes; Eurotiales; Aspergillaceae
Exons: 2
Coding region: 383-2629 (748 amino acids)
Source: RefSeq, a predicted model, not a curated record
CGCUCGUUGUUUUUGUUCCCCUCCCAGCGUGCUACGCGUCGAAAAAAACUUCCCCAAUGCCUUGGAUUCCAACACCAUGGGUGUAGACAGCGAUCCGGUACACGUGACCGUGGAGGGGUCCCGCCCACCAUCUGCUUGGCGCGAGCAGUUCCGCUAUUCGAGCAUUCCCGAUGAGACUCACGGCAGAAAAGGACGAUGGGCACACCUCUCAUCUCGAUUCAAACUGUUGGCCAAGGCCGAGGAAGGGAGUGAGUGGAUUAGAGGCGCGCUGAUAUGUACCUGGAUUACAGGCACCAUCCUAACCGUCAACAUCAUCAUGCUGCUCGUAGCAACGAUCAUUGCAUACCGUGGCCAAUGGAAAACAAAUCGAGGUCAAUUCCAGAUGGCAGAGUUGUAUAGUGGACAAUGUUCGCGCUCUAGCCAUUGGGCGACAGGGCUACACGUGAUCAUCAACGUAUUGAGCACGAUUCUUCUCGGGGCUAGCAACUACGUGAUGCAAUGCCUGGGGGCACCGUCCCGGACUGACAUCGAUCGGGCUCAUGCUAAGUCGCGAUGGCUCGAUGUCGGCACGUUCAGCUUUCGCAACUUUGCGGUCAUGGACCGACGCCGCAAGAUUUUAUGGUUGCUGCUUUUGAUCAGCUCGACGCCAAUCCAUAUGAUUUACAACUCCGUCAUUUUCUCAUCGAUUUCGACCCUCGACUAUGGAAUUUUCAUGAUACCAGAUGAUCUAUCGCCAACUGAGACUUUGAUCGGCAACGACACUACCAGUCGUGACUCGUUUCUGUCCGAGGUUGGGUCCGAGGCAGAUGUCGUUCGAACGCAAAUUUUCAACGGGACCUUUGUCAAUGCGACGGCGAAGGAUUGCACCACCAGAUACAAUGUCGAGUACAAUACGGAGUAUGGUACACUGAUCUAUGUCGCAGGUCGUCAACACUUUCACAACACUAGCAGUCUUCAGCUUGGGGGUUUUGAGAGAUAUGCAUCGGUGUAUGAGAUCAUGCAGGGUUUGGAUGGCAAUCCGCCUCCAAAUGCAAGCAAUUUGACGCUGACCAGCGAGUACUGGAGUUAUCGCGUCUGGAACUAUUCAGUUCCUGAUCCCCUAGAUGCGAAUGUCUCUUAUAUCAAUCUUGGGGGGACUGCCUACGAAGACAUGGUCCUGAGCGGUAAUGCUAGCUUGAGUGCUGACUUGUACACUCUUGCGGAGUACAACUAUGCCUACAAUCCGUCCUACGAAGCUCUGCGCGCGUACUUGGACACCCCUUCUCACUGGAAGAACAGCUCCUGGGCAGCUGCUGUGACCUUUGAGUUGCUAGGUACCGGGUCCAUGUCUGAUUUCUAUACCAUCGAUCAGACAGGCGCGCGAGAGGUCCCUGUAUCACACUGCCUGAUUAAAGAGGAGGAGCAACGUUGUCAGCUGUUCUUCAGUCCCCCAAUUGCGAUUGUCGUCAUUGUAUGCAAUACCAUCAAAGUCGUCUGCAUGCUGCUGACUGCCCGGGUCAAGCGCACGGACCUCAUGUUAAGAGUAGGUGAUGCGCUGGCCUCAUUUCUCACCCGGCCCGAUCCGACUACCCGUGGCCGAUGUCUGCUCUCCCGCUCGCAAAUGACUCGCGGGCCGCAGGCUUGGACCCUCCCUGGCAUUGUUAUCGGUUCAUGGAAAGGAUACACGUUACAACGAAGAGCUCCGAGCCCAACCUCACACUCGCUGGACAAUCUCUCGUCGACGAUUACCACAAAAGACACCAAAGUCUUCCCCAGCAUUCUUCCCCCGCGUAAAAGAUGGUACCAGGCGGUCAGCUGGCGACGUUGGACGCUGGUCCUUCUCUUCUUUAUCGCUUGCAUAGUCACAGCCAUCUGGCUAACCACUUACGCCAUACGCCAAACCGAAGGCUUCAGCACAGCCAUGAGUCUUGGCUUCGCGCAGACCAGCGCCACCACCAUGAUCCAGUAUAUUUCUUCGAACAUGAUCGCCCUCGUUCUUCUCGCCAACACGCCCCAGAUAGUCCUCUCCAUCCUCUACUUCCUUUCCAAUAGUCUUCUGACGUGCAUGCUUGUUGCCGAGGAAUGGGACCAGUACGCACUGCACCGGCGGCCACUGCGCGUCUCUUGGCCCCGCGGCCAGCAGCAGUCAUCCUACUACCUCAGCCUCCGCUACCGAUACAGCCUUCCGCUGAUGAUCCUAUCCGCGACGCUGCAUUGGCUUCUCUCGCAGAGUAUCUUCUUCGUCAACAUCAAAGCAUACGACGUGUACGGCGAUGAAGAUGAGGGGAACUCGUCGCGGGGGUGCUGUUAUUCUCCCAUGGCAAUGUUCAUCACCAUGUGGGUGGGAAUCCUGGCUCUGGGGCUACUGGUCUCUCUGGGAGCGCGGCGUUUCAAGUCCCAUAUGCCGCUGGCAACGCACUGUAGCGCGGCGAUCAGUGCAGCGUGCCAUCCGCCAGAGGGGGACGAUAGGGCGGCGGGUAAACCGGUCAUGUGGGGGGAGAUUCCGCGCAAGGCGGAGACACAGGUGACGGCGCCGACCCCAGAGUAUCCGUGGGCAGCGGAGCGGACGGAUGAGAAUGAGCCGUAUGGCCACUGCUCGUUCACGUCGUGGGAUGUGGUGACGCCGAGUUUGGUGAAGUUGUAUUAUUAGUUUUUUCAGGUGUAC